AUGAAGUUUAUCGUGGCCUGGAUCCUUAUACUCGUUUCUUCUUCUUGUUUUGCUGCUACUCCUGCUGCAUCUUCUCCGGGCAGUCAUCAAAAUAGCUUUUUCCGGACAUUUGAAUGUAUCAAUGACCAGUGCCAGCGGACGAACAAACCAAUCUCGAUCAUUGACCCAGCAGAGCUGAAGCUCAAAGGUCACCAUACGACGUUAGCAGCUUGUCGUCUAGUCUGUGGUUCACUUGGAGGUCUUUGGCCGAUUCCAACGGGACCUAUCACCAUUGGAAAAAAUUAUUUACUAACGCAUCCCAAUGAAGUCCGGUUUGGUCUACAAGAAGUUCCUCGAUCAACUAGAUCAUUUUUAUCCGAAGCCUUGGACAUAUUUGUCGGGAAUUUAAGAUGGAUGUGUGGAGAAAAUUGCGAAAAAGCCAAUUCUUCAGUCAAGGUUCAUACAAAGGUUAUUUCUGAGAGUGUUGAACUCGACUGGAGCACAGAUGAAGAAUAUACUCUUCAGAUAUUUACCAAAGAAAACAAAAUAGAUGUUAUCGUUACCGCUUCGACGGUUUUUGGAGCUCGUCAUGCUCUGGAGACUCUGUCACAGUUGUUUGCACCCGUUUUAACAUUGAAUGCGCGAGGACUAGUGAUAGUUGACCAAGCAAAGAUCCAGGACAAACCGAUAUUCGUUCACCGUGGACUUUUGAUUGAUACUGCAAGAAAUUUUCUUCCCGUUCCCGCUAUUUUGAGAACUAUAGAUGGCCUAGCUGCUACCAAGAUGAAUGUUUUGCACUGGCAUGCUACUGACACUCAAAGUUUUCCACUUCAUAUUAAAAAUCGACCACUCAUGUCCCAGUACGGAGCAUACUCACCUGAAAUGAUCUACACCCCAGAAGAUUUAAGUUACAUAGUAACAUACGCCAAGUACCGAGGAGUGAGAAUUAUUCUAGAAUUGGACUCACCAUCUCAUGCAGGUGCCGGAUGGGAAUGGGGUGAAGCAGCAGGACUAGGUGCUCUGGCGGUUUGUAUUAACAAAGAACCGUGGAGAGAUUUUUGUGUCCAGCCACCAUGUGGUCAGCUAAAUCCAGUCAAUCCUCGUACUCUUGAUGUUUUAAAAGAUAUUUAUAGAGAUACUCUCGCUCUUUUGGGCACCAACAGUGUCAUUCAUCUUGGUGGCGAUGAAGUGUUUAUUAAUUGCUGGAAUUCAACGCCAGAGAUAACAGCUGCGAUGCAAGAUCGAGGAAUGGGAAGAAGUACCGAUGACUUCUUUCAACUCUGGAGUGAGUUUCACGCAGAGCAAGUUAAGCUUCUUGAUGAAAUAAAAGAAGGAAGAAUUGACAAUGUAUUGCUGUGGAGCUCCGCGCUCACAUCUCCGGAUGUAAUUGAAAAGUAUCUUGAUAAAAGAAGAUUUAUCAUCCAAACCUGGGUUGAGUCAACUUCUGAAUUACCCAGCGAACUUUUACAGCGUGGUUACAAGCUUAUAAUGUCGACCAAAAAUGCUUGGUACCUAGAUCACGGAUUUUGGGGUAAAACUCGCUAUCAUUCAUGGCGAGACGCCUACAAUAAUAGAAUCCCACGAAAUGUUGGAGUUCUUGGAGGUGAAGUCUGCAUGUGGGGUGAAUAUGUCAACGAAGGCGGCUUGGACUCUCGUAUUUGGCCCAGAGCUGCUGCUGUUGGUGAAAGGUUGUGGAGCGAUUCUCAUACCCUGAGAACUGAAGACGUAGAACCGCGUCUUCAAGCUUUUAGAGAAAGACUGCAAGUACGCCAAAUUUAUGCCGAUGCCAUUUCUCCAGCUUGGUGUGCUCAGCACGCUAAAAAGUGUUAU
Cotesia congregata is the source of this 1809-nucleotide messenger RNA. Lineage: Eukaryota; Metazoa; Arthropoda; Insecta; Hymenoptera; Braconidae. The record is from the annotation of a GenBank genome assembly.